GCGGCCCUGCGCAGCGGUGGAGCGGGACGGGCAGCCCCCGGGGGCGGCCGCCGCCGCCAUGGCCGCCGUGUGGCAGCAGGUGCUGGCGGUGGACGCGCGGUACGCGGCCUACCGCAGCCCGCGCUGCCCGCAGUUCCGCACGCAGUACGUGCGGCGCCGGAGCCAGCUGCUGCGGGAGCGCGCGCAGGGCGGAGCGCUGGAGGGCGGCACCCGGCGGUGGUACCUGCGGCUGCGGGCCCGGCUCCUGGCCCAGCGCUACGGGGCGCUGUCCGAGGCCGGCAGCUGCAGGGCGCACAGCGGCAGCGCGCUGAGGGCGAGCAGAACCACGCUGGACCGUAUGGAGGACUUCGAGGAGGACCCACGUGCACCCCGUGGCCAUAGGAGGUCCUUGAGCCGUGGUUCCCACCCUGGAGCCCCCCGGGGAAGCACUGAUGAACGCCCCCCAGGCGUCGUGCCCACACCACUGGCGGAGGCGAGCCGCGCCAUGGCCGGGGACACAACGCUGAGUGAGAACUACGCCUUCGCCGGCGUCUACCACGUCUUCGACCAGCACACGGACAGCGCCGUGCCCAAGGUGCAGUUUGCCCACGAUGACCGCCACCUGCUGGCCUGCUGCUCUCUGGACGGCACCAUCUCGGUGUGCCGGCUGGCGCCGGGGCCGCCGGCAGUGCUGCGGGUGCUGCGGGGCCACGACGGCGGCGUGGCGGACUUUGCCUGGUCGCUUUCCAACGACGUCCUCGUGUCGGCCUCGCUGGACGGGACGCUGCGCCUCUGGGCGCCCAACGACGGCCGCUGCAUCCGCCGGGUGCCCGACCCCGACGGUGCCGCGCUGCUCUGCUGCGCCUUCCAGCCGCUCAACAACAACCUCACCGUGGUGGGCAGUGCCCGGCACAUGGUGCGGGUGGUGAACAUCUCCACGGGAAAAGCAGCCCGCGGCGGCGCAGGGCGGCUGCCGGGCCGGGUGCUGGCGCUGUGCUUCGAUGCCCCCGGCCGCGUGCUCUGGGCUGGUGACGACCGCGGCUCCAUCUCGUCCUUCCUCUGCGACCCCGGCACCGGGCGCCUGACCAAAGCUUCCCGCGUGGUGGUGCAGGCGGGCGGAUCCAUCACCUCGCUGUCAGCGCGCGCCUGGGCCAGCCGCGAGGCGCCCGAUCCCUCCCUCCUGGUCAACGCCUGCCCUGACCGCCUGCUGCUCUUCCGUGUGGUGGAGGAGGAAGGCUCAGGAGCACCGGGGCUGCGCCUACGCCGCAGCUUCCCCACGCGGCACCGGGAGCAACCGCUGCGCAGCUGCUUCUGCCCACUGAUGUCCUUCCGCCAGGGCGCCUGCGUGGUGACGGGCAGCGAAGAUGCCUGCGUGCACUUCUUUGAUGUGGGCCGCUCGGCCCGUGCCACGGUCAACACCCUGCAGGGCCACGGCCACGCCGUGCUGGCCGUCGCUUUUAACUGCGACGAGAGCCUGCUGGCCUCCAGCGACGCUGCCGGAACUGUCAUCGUCUGGCGCCGCCAGCACGCGUGACGUGACCCCCCCUCUCUGUCCCCCUCUCCCAUGGUAUGGCACAGACCCCCUGCUGCGUUCAACACGUGUGUUUGCAACUCCC
Messenger RNA from Phasianus colchicus (ring-necked pheasant), 1595 nucleotides. It is a transcript of the gene WDR13, whose product is annotated as WD repeat domain 13. The record is from RefSeq and is a predicted model, not a curated record. NCBI's taxonomy places the organism in Eukaryota, Metazoa, Chordata, Aves, Galliformes, Phasianidae. Gene Ontology annotation, cellular component: nucleus. Gene Ontology annotation, molecular function: promoter-specific chromatin binding; protein binding.